GUUUUUUGAACAGCAUGUUUCCCGUAGUUCCACGUACGGGUUGACAGUCUCUACACUGUGCAGGCUUCCAUAAUGAAGUUUGUUUCCUAAACCCAGAGGGGACAGUCACAGCAGAAGAAAAAAGGAAUGGCAAUAUCUCAGAAUGGCUUGACCAUCUUUCUCCUAUUGACUCUUAUUAUUUUGGUAGCGGGGAACUUUGUUGAAUUCUCAAGUCCAGCUUUACUAGUGCACUAUGAAGAAGAUCACUUUCUACCUCACACCAGGGAGAAAAGGGAUGCGCUGCUAGCUCAGGUUGACUACACAGUAGAUGUAGAACUGAAUGUUACAGAUGUCAAGACAUUGGACUACCUUAGGAGUCGCCUUAUCAACGGCAGCUUUUCCCUGGACUUGGGUCCCACUGUGAAUGUCACACACAUUGACAUUACCACAGUGUGCUACCCAAAUGGUACCAACUUCCGGUGCAGAUGUGAGGAUCAGUAUGUUUGGUCAUAUCAGAACUGUAAUACAUAUGGAGCCUGUGAUGAAAUCAAUGACGACACAUGUGGGUGCAUCAACAGUAUUCCAUCUCAGGGGCAAUACUGCCAGCCAAAGAAAGUACCUCCAAUUGUUUAUGAAUACCAGAUUUUCAUUGAAGUGAACACUACAGACGCAGAUCAACUGAGAAACACCGUGAACAAUAUCCCAUUCCCCGUCCAAAUCAGCAAGCAAAUAAACAUCUCAGAUGUCGAGAUCACUACAGUUUGCAGCCAAGAUGGCCAUGGGUUCCUCUGCCACUGUGAGGAUGACUACCUUUGGCCUUGUGACAAGUGUGCCACCUAUGGGAAAUGUUAUGGUGAUAAAACCAACACAUGUGGGUGCAUCAAAGCUAUUCCUACAGAUGGACAGUAUUGUCAAUCAAUAAAUCAUCAAAACUUUUCAGUGUGUCCUUCAACAACAACAACUUCACCAACAGCCCCUCCAAUUGUUUAUGAAUACCUCAUUUCUGUUGAGUUGAACAUCUCAGAUGUGACAGAAGUAAAUCAACUGAGGACCAUUCUGAGCAGCAUCACUUACCCCGUCAGCAUCAACAACCACAUACAGAUCUCUGAUGUCAGCAUUUCUACAGUUUGUUACCCAAGUGGUACAACAUUCCAAUGCAGAUGUGAAGAACAGUACCGUUGGCCUUGUCAUAUGUGCUCUACUUUUGGCAAAUGUGAUGAUAUAUUGGACAACACUUGUGGAUGCAUCAAUGCCAUUCCUCCAGAUGGGGUUUAUUGCCAGUCUGUUGAUCAGUACAACUUUACAGCUUGUCCUGUGACAACACCCUCUCCUUCACCAACAAGUCCACCCAUUGUUUAUGAAUACCUCAUUUCUGUUGAGUUGAACAUCUCAGAUGUGACAGAAGUAAAUCAACUGAGGACCAUUCUGAGCAGCAUCACUUACCCCGUCAGCAUCAACAACCACAUACAGAUCUCUGAUGUCAGCAUUUCUACAGUUUGUUACCCAAGUGGUACAAUAUUCCAAUGCAGAUGUGAAGAACAGUACCGUUGGCCUUGUCAUAUGUGCUCUACUUUUGGCAAAUGUGAUGAUAUAUUGGACAACACUUGUGGAUGCAUCAAUGCCAUUCCUCCAGAUGGGGUUUAUUGCCAGUCUGUUGAUCAAUACAACUUUACAGCUUGUCCUGUGACAACACCCUCUCCUUCACCAACAAGUCCACCCAUUGUUUAUGAAUACCUCAUUUCUGUUGAGUUGAACAUCUCAGAUGUGACAGAAGUAAAUCAACUGAGGACCAUUCUGAGCAACAUCGGUUACCCCGUCAGCAUCAACAACCACAUACAGAUCUCUGAUGUCAGCAUUUCUACAGUUUGUUACCCAAGUGGUACAACAUUCCAAUGCAGAUGUGAAGAACAGUACCGUUGGCCUUGUCAUAUGUGCUCUACUUUUGGCAAAUGUGAUGAUAUAUUGGACAACACUUGUGGAUGCAUCAAUGCCAUUCCUCCAGAUGGGGUUUAUUGCCAGUCUGUUGAUCAGUACAACUUUACAGCUUGUCCUGUGACAACACCCUCUCCUUCACCAACAAGUCCACCCAUUGUUUAUGAAUACCUCAUUUCUGUUGAGUUGAACAUCUCAGAUGUGACAGAAGUAAAUCAACUGAGGACCAUUCUGAGCAACAUCGGUUACCCCGUCAGCAUCAACAACCACAUACAGAUCUCUGAUGUCAGCAUUUCUACAGUUUGUUACCCAAGUGGUACAACAUUCCAAUGCAGAUGUGAAGAACAGUACCGUUGGCCUUGUCAUAUGUGUUCUACUUUUGGCAAAUGUGAUGAUAUAUUGGACAACACUUGUGGAUGCAUCAAUGCCAUUCCUCCAGAUGGGGUUUAUUGCCAGUCUGUUGAUCAGUACAACUUUACAGCUUGUCCUGUGACAACACCCUCUCCUUCACCAACAAGUCCACCCAUUGUUUAUGAAUACCUCAUUUCUGUUGAGUUGAACAUCUCAGAUGUGACAGAAGUAAAUCAACUGAGGACCAUUCUGAGCAACAUCGGUUACCCCGUCAGCAUCAACAACCACAUACAGAUCUCUGAUGUCAGCAUUUCUACAGUUUGUUACCCAAGUGGUACAACAUUCCAAUGCAGAUGUGAAGAACAGUACCGUUGGCCUUGUCAUAUGUGCUCUACUUUUGGCAAAUGUGAUGAUAUAUUGGACAACACUUGUGGAUGCAUCAAUGCCAUUCCUCCAGAUGGGGUUUAUUGCCAGACACUGUCAGAUCUCUUGAUUUGCCCAGCUCCUUCAGAUGAGACCACAACUGUUGCAACAACACAAAACACUACUGCAGUCUUAUCAACCCCUACUGUCAUAACAGAUUCAACAAAAACAGCUACAACAGAUGUGAACACAACAGUUACCACAGCACCAACAAGCUUCACCCUCUAA
Micropterus salmoides (largemouth bass) is the source of this 2913-nucleotide messenger RNA. RefSeq lists its product as uncharacterized. The coding region runs from base 127 to 2913 and encodes 928 amino acids. The record is from RefSeq and is a predicted model, not a curated record. The transcript is spliced from 26 exons. Lineage: Eukaryota; Metazoa; Chordata; Actinopteri; Centrarchiformes; Centrarchidae.